Messenger RNA from Talaromyces marneffei, 1827 nucleotides. RefSeq lists its product as uncharacterized. Gene Ontology annotation, biological process: heme biosynthetic process. The record is from RefSeq and is a predicted model, not a curated record. The coding region runs from base 1 to 1827 and encodes 608 amino acids. NCBI's taxonomy places the organism in Eukaryota, Fungi, Ascomycota, Eurotiomycetes, Eurotiales, Trichocomaceae. Gene Ontology annotation, molecular function: protoporphyrinogen oxidase activity, oxygen as acceptor. The transcript has 3 exons. Gene Ontology annotation, cellular component: mitochondrial inner membrane.
AUGCAAAACUCCCGUCUCACUCAUGGGAUUCGACCGAGUCCGAAACUUUCACCGAUCCUGACGGCCCGCUCACAACGUCGAUUCUUACACCACAUUCGCCAUGAGACAAAACCAUACAACGUCGCGGUAAUUGGAGGCGGUCUCACAGGACUCACAGCUGCAUGGAGGUUACUUCAAGACCCGAAAUGUCAGAAAAUCACACUCUACGAAAAGUCCUCCCAGCUUGGAGGUUGGCUUCAGUCUGAGAGAAUUGAGGUUGGUGAUGGGAAACAUGUGGUGUUUGAGCACGGGCCGAGGACGAUUCGCGCGAGUCAGCCUGCUGUUAUGCCUAUGUUAGAUUUGCUAUUCAGCUUGGACCUGAGCGAGCAAAUAGUCCUCAUUGGCAAGACUUCACCGGCUGCACGCAAUCGCUAUGUCUACUAUCCCGACCAUUUAGUUCGAAUGCCCGGCCCUAAACCCGGUGGAGGCACGUUGAGCACAAUAUUGGAAACGCUCACGACUAUCUUCACGGAACCUAUAUUUAAAGGCACCGUUAUGGGCAUCUUGAAAGAACCUGCCGUGGAAACUCGCUCAAUUUCAGAUCUCAGGAAGGAUGAGUCGGUGGGAGACUUCAUUUCACGCCGAUUUGGUUCCAAAGUAGCGGAUAACCUUGCGUCGGCCGUAUAUCAUGGAAUUUACGCAGGUGACAUCUACAAGCUCAGUGCCGAUACCAUACUUGGACCACAACGACUUCAUGAAGCUCAACACGAGUCGGUCAUAAUAGGCGCGAUGGAAAUGAUGCAACAAAAGAAAAAGAUUAUUCCAGCUGAUCAUCUAUUGGCAAUGUUCUCGGUAGUGGGUCAACGGCCAAUGAACCACUUUGACCGUCUUGGUGUAUUGGUGGGCCCCGCGAGCGUUUUUACAAUUAAGGAUGGUCUUGCAGAGAUAGCGCGCGCAUUUGAAAGGGGGUUCAAGAAGCACUCGGAAAAGAUCGAAGUGGUGACCGACGCUCGCAUCAAUGAUAUCAAACGGGAAGAUAACCAUGAUAUUACGAUAUCGUUGAAAGAUGGCAAUAACACUAGAUCCCAGACCUUCAACAGGGUCAUCUCCACAGCACCGCCGACUGAAAUGGCCAGACUGAUCGAAGCGGGCUCAGAACACGACAGCGAAAAGCCUAUUGAAUCUAUAUCAAGACUUAAAGCACAAAACUACGCAGUGAAUGUAAUGGUCGUCAAUCUAUUCUACGACGACCCCAAUCUGGUGCCUUACCGAGGCUUUGGGUACCUUAUCCCACGAAACGUCCCCUUUGAGCAAAACCCAGAGCGAGGAUUGGGCGUGAUUUUCAGCUCAGAAACGAGUGAACAUCAGGAUACCGCAGUCGGAACAAAGCUGACCGUCAUGAUGGGUGGUCACUGGUGGGACGGCUGGACAGAGUCUGAUCUGCCUGGCCCAGAAAAGGCGACAGAAAUGGCUCGGUCGUUGCUUAAGCGACAUCUUGGUAUUGAUGCGACUCCCGUCGUGACUCGAGCCAGACUUCAACGUGACGCUAUCCCACAAUACACCGUGAACCAUUUAGUGAAAAUGGGCGGACUCUCAGACGCGAUCCGAAAGGACUUUGAUAGACGUCUCACACUUGCGGGAAACUGGUAUGGUACGCAUGGUGUGGGUGUCAAUGAUUGUGUUGUCCAGGGUUAUUUGGCAGCUGCUUGGGGCGUGGAUUCAAUAGAGGGCAUCAAGGAUUUCCCGGUGGGUAUGCCCACGGAUCUGAUGGAUGAGCAAGCAGGUGGUAUUCCGACUUCGACGAAGCGUUAUUUGGGGCAACAAGCGCACAGAGUUCAGGACAAAUAA